CAACCCACCCACCAUGACAGCAAAAUCAACUAAUCCCAUCUUCUUCUUCAUUCUUUUCUUCCUCAUUUUCACAUUAACCCCAUCUUUUUCCAUUGAAAAUGAUGUUAAAUGUCUUGAAGGUAUCAAAUCUGCACUUUCUGACCCUUUAAACAAGCUCUCAUCUUGGUCAUUCUCCAACACUUCUGUAGCUUCAAUUUGUAAACUUGUUGGUGUUUCUUGCUGGAAUGAGAAAGAAAACCGCCUUCUUUCUCUUCAACUUCCUUCAAUGUCUUUAUCCGGUUCACUCCCACCUGCCCUUCAGUUCUGUACUUCUCUUCAAUCUCUUGAUCUCUCUGGUAACUCUUUUUCCGGUCCAAUCCCGGUUCAAAUCUGUUCUUGGUUACCUUAUCUCGUCAAUCUUGAUCUCUCCAGCAACUCUUUCUCCGGUUCCAUACCCCCUGAGUUUAUUAACUGCAAAUUCUUGAACACCCUUAUUCUAAAUGACAACAAACUUACUGGGUCGAUCCCAUUUGAGAUCGGCCGGCUCGACCGGUUGAAACGGUUCAGUGUGUCCAACAAUGGCCUUUCCGGUUCUAUUCCUGAUGAUUUAGACCGGUUUUCGAAAGAUGAUUUCGAUGGGAAUGAUGGGCUUUGUGGGAAUCCAAUUGGAUCUAAAUGUAGUAAUUUGAGUAACAAAAAUCUUGUUAUUAUUAUAGCUGCUGGUGUUUUUGGUGCUGCUGCAUCACUGAUUCUUGGAUUUGGGAUUUGGAGAUGGUUUUUAGUCCAGCCUAGUAAGAAAGAUAGAGAAUUCGGUGACGGUAAAGGUGGUGGUGGUAUCAGUGAUUAUUGGGUCGAUAAAUUGAGAGCUUACAAGCUUGUUCAGGUGACAUUGUUUCAAAAACCUAUUAAUAAGAUUAAGCUGAAUGAUUUACUAGUAGCUACAAAUUCAUUUGCUAGUGAAAAUAUUGUUAUUUCAACUAGAACUGGUAUUUCUUAUAGAGCUAUGUUGAUUGAUGGAUCAGCAUUGGCUAUUAAAAGGUUGAGUAGUUGUAAGUCAAGUGAAAAACAGUUUAGGUCUGAGAUGAAUCGAUUAGGACAGCUUAGACACCCGAAUUUAGUCCCGUUAUUGGGAUUUUGUAUUGUUGAUACUGAAAGGCUUUUGGUUUAUAAGCAUAUGCAGAAUGGAAGUUUGUAUUCGCUUUUACAUGGUAAUCUUAGUACUGGUAUUAGAAAUGAUAGUUCUGAGCUUGGUUGGUUAGCAAGGGUGCGGGUUGCUGCUGGUGCAGCUAGAGGAUUAGCUUGGCUUCAUCAUGGGUGUCAACCGCCAUAUGUGCAUCAAUACCUUAGCUCGAAUGUGAUUCUUGUAGACGAUGAUUUUGAUGCUAGGAUCACGGAUUUUGGGCUUGCAAGGCUUAUUGGUUCUGCUGACUCAAAUGAUAGUUCGUUUGUGAAUGGGGAUUUGGGAGAGUUUGGUUAUGUAGCUCCUGAGUAUUCGAGCACGUUGGUUGCUUCAAUGAACGGGGAUGUGUAUAGUUUUGGAGUAGUGCUGCUUGAGUUGGUGACAGGGCGGAAGCCUCUUGGUGCGGGUAAUGCAGAGGAGGGAUUCAAAGGUAGUUUAGUCGAUUGGGUUAAUCAGCUUUCGAGCUCAGGUAAUAGUAAGGACGCGAUUGAUAAAGCUUUUGCUGGAAGUGGUCAAGAUGAUGAAAUUUUGCGAGUUCUUCAAAUUGCAUGUUCGUGUGUGGUUUCAAGGCCGAAAGAUAGACCUUCGAUGUACACAGUGUAUCAGUCCUUGAAGAGCAUGGUGAAAGAACAUUGUUUCUCUGAACACUUUGAUGAGUUUCCAAUCAACUUGACCAAAGAAAAUCAUGAUCAUAAAGAUUAGGUUAUAGCAUUGAAAUGAUUAGACAAAUGUUUAUGAAUUUUGAAUAUUCUAGUUAUGGCAUUUGUAUUUCUUGAUAACUCUGUAUAGUUUGAGAAGUAAAUGCAUGAUCUUUGUACUUUCUUGACA
Molecule: messenger RNA, 1987 nt
Organism: Solanum verrucosum
Lineage: Eukaryota; Viridiplantae; Streptophyta; Magnoliopsida; Solanales; Solanaceae
Product: probable inactive receptor kinase At1g27190
Exons: 1
Coding region: 14-1861 (615 amino acids)
Biological process (GO): protein phosphorylation
Molecular function (GO): protein binding; ATP binding; protein kinase activity
Source: RefSeq, a predicted model, not a curated record